This is a messenger RNA of Lactuca saligna, 1092 nucleotides long. Lineage: Eukaryota; Viridiplantae; Streptophyta; Magnoliopsida; Asterales; Asteraceae. The record is from the annotation of a GenBank genome assembly.
AUGCCUAAGACAUUCUCCUUUGGCUACUGCACUAUCGAAGACAGAACUUGUUCCUUUGUCUCUCAUAUCCAAACUUUCUUUACUACUCAUUAUGAAGAGAGUAGUGCUACUAUUAUUUUCGAGCUUGGUAAUCUUCAAACAUCAAUCACAAAUUCCAGAUAUAGUCGAUUAUUGGGGCUUUCAUUAGCUAGGGAUUUGAUCGAUCUAGAAUCCAUUUCCUCUUCUACUAUUCUGGAGAUGUUCUACCACACGGGUUACGGAAACUAUCUUGCGAUUGUAUCCAAGUUUAAUAAGCCUAAUCUUCCUCCCAUGUGGAAUGGGCUAUUUACCCUAAUUUUCAAGAGUUUUUUAGAGAAGGUAAUGGGUUUAGAUAGCGCAAGUAAGCUUUUUCUUACUAUUCUUUAUGGUAUUUACUUUGGGAUCAAUCUAGAUUACGAGUCAGUCCUUUCGGCUCAACUAGUUCAGAGUACUAUAUAUGUUACAUGGCACUCGGAGAUAUCAUGUGCUUGUUUUUGGUCCAUCAUUGUUCAGAGGGCUCUUGAUCGUCACAACAUUCCAGUGAUCAAGGGUUCGGCGCUUGCAAAAAUUCCCAUUUUCACACUUCAAAUGUUAUUUUGUCUGACAGUUCAAGAAAAUGUGGAAGUUUUUGAUGCCCGUCUCUUUCAUGCCAACAAGGAGAUUGAAGACCUAAAGUCCGAAAAAGUUGUAAUCAAGAGUUGGGUUGCUGAUGUUAAUGAUCACUUGCAUAAUCUCAUCAAGACUUGUGAUUCCCUCCUCACAUUCUCUGUUCAUCAGCAUCUUGCUAAGAAAUUGAAGCCCAUCUUCUCUAUUCUUGACCGAAUUAAGGGUGUUUCGGAAUCUUCGAUUCCAAAACAAAGGGGAGAAACGAGGAAAACUUCUGGUGAUGACAAAGCAACUGAUGGUGGUGAUGAUCACGAACAAAAACUAAAGUCUAAUGAUCUGAAGAAUAAUGUAGCUUCGGCAUCAAGAGGAAAAGAAAAUUUGGUUAAUGAUGAUGAUGAGGAAGAAGAAGAUGAAAAUGAAAAGUUAAAGUGUAAAACUCAUGAUGAUGAAAUUGAUGAAAACAUGUGA